AUGAGUCCUCUACCUCUCGUCGCUCGUGAAGACACUCGCCGUCGCCCAUAUGGUCCUCGGUCCCGAAACGGCUGUCUGACGUGUAAACGUCGCAAGGUUAGAUGCAAUGAACGCAGGCCUCGAUGCUAUCAUUGCCAGCGUCUGAACCUGGAAUGUGAUUGGAAAGUCAACGAGCCACAACGACAGCCCCCUUUGCAGAAUGACGCAGAUUCUCUCGGGUCAAACAUCGCAUUGGAGGUCAAUCAGCUAUCUCCUUCGCCUUUCCUCCUUGACUUUCACCCCAUACCAGCUCCGACAGAGGGGUUUCACAUGUUCCAAAAUGUCUAUUUCCCAGACUUCGAUUCCCUGAGGUCGUCUCUCCCUCCGCAACAGUCACCACAACAAUCCCCAGUCGCCAAUCCGGAAGUCGAAAGCUCGCUACAUUUACACCUGCCACCAAUUCUUGAUCCGGUAGAGAAUGGCCCCAGGUGUGCUUCUGCACGGGAACUGCUCGAAAGCAUGGCAACCUCUUCCCAGAUGCUCCGCUCUUCAAUCGCGGCCUUCGAAGCCAUACAGUUCGGAAGUGGAGGACGGCCAGCGGGUUACCACCAACACUACGAGAAUGCUGCGAUGGAGUUGUCACAAAAAUUUGGAGAAUCUGCGGGGGACGUCAUAAUCAGCGAUAAUGAACUCAGAUACGUUCUGGCCACUAUCUUUUUCCUUACAUACAUAAAUUUCCUCACUUCACGGCUGGAUCUUGCCUAUUUGAACCUUGCAAAGGCGCAUAAUGCGGUGCAAGCAUCACAGAGGAGUAGCUUGGGCUCCACAGAACUACGCAUCAUCUCUUGGAUUCGUUUGUUAGACGCCCGCGCGGCAUCGGCUGGUGGGGAAGGUGUCUUGGUCAAUGACACCUCAGGAAUCUAUACCUCGCCCCAAAGCUCGAGCUCCCCGAGCUCAACGCCGCAAAGCAUAGGCUCCGCCUCCAAUCCCGGAGCACACGAGGUGAUCUAUGAUUUGUUAUGCCAGCCGGGGAUAACUUUCUUCCAGGAAGUCCAGACGAUCACCGGCCGUAUCACCAGAAUUGCUCAUAAUCACCGCAGCCGAGGGAGUGUGGAGGACGAGACUGAGGUGAUGGCUAUCGCCGCUGAUAUUUUGGCGGACCUGUCAUCCUUGUAUGAUAGGAGACCACCACUCACAGACCAUGCUGUAGCUGGAAAUAUUGACAGUGAUACUCUGGCCGAGCCACUCGCGUCCACUAUUGUCCGCUCAUUCCAGACGUAUCUUGCUAACUUUUACGCCUGCUACAUUCACCUCCAUCGAGUUGCCCACCGUCAUUUAGUUCGUUCAAAGGCAGCAGUGACAGCGCUGUGCAAAAUCAAGGAAAUAGUGCAUCGCAUGGUCAAGAAUAAUGAAUCUAUACCGGUCAACAUGUUAUGGCCAUUAUUUCUAUGGGGUACUGAAGAGGAUGACUAUGCCGAAUUCCAAUGGAUCCUUCAGAUCAUUCGCGGUCUUCAGCAUGUCUUCACCAACGCGAACAUGACGGCCGACGUACUCCAGGAGACCCAAAGGAGGCAGCGCGAGGGGGGCAAGCGCGUCGACAUUCGUUCUGUGUGUCUAGAGUUAUUUUACACCACUUUCGCUAUUGUUUGA
This is a messenger RNA of Penicillium mononematosum, 1629 nucleotides long. RefSeq names its product Zn(II)2Cys6 transcription factor. Lineage: Eukaryota; Fungi; Ascomycota; Eurotiomycetes; Eurotiales; Aspergillaceae. Gene Ontology annotation, cellular component: nucleus. Gene Ontology annotation, biological process: positive regulation of transcription by RNA polymerase II. The record is from RefSeq and is a predicted model, not a curated record. Gene Ontology annotation, molecular function: transcription cis-regulatory region binding; DNA-binding transcription factor activity, RNA polymerase II-specific; zinc ion binding. The transcript is spliced from 4 exons. Bases 1 to 1629 code for a protein of 542 amino acids.